Prunus armeniaca (apricot) is the source of this 1071-nucleotide messenger RNA. The record is from the annotation of a GenBank genome assembly. NCBI's taxonomy places the organism in Eukaryota, Viridiplantae, Streptophyta, Magnoliopsida, Rosales, Rosaceae.
AUGGAUUUGUUGAACUCGGUGCUAAAUUGGGUUGUGCCACCGGCAAGUUUAGUGAUGAUGGCGUUUGCUUGGCCAGCAUUGACCUUCAUCUCUGGUUGUGAGUGGCUUUACAAUACGUUCAACAGUGAACCUAUGGAAGAUAAAGUGGUUAUAAUUACAGGAGCUUCUUCUGGCAUUGGGGAGCAAAUUGCAUAUGAAUAUGCAAAGAGGAGGGCAAAGCUUGUAUUAGUAGCAAGAAGAGAGAACAGACUGCGACUGAUCAGUGAGAAUGCAAGGUAUAUGGGUGCAAAGCAUGUCAUGAUUGUAGCUGCAGAUGUUGUCAAGGAAGAGGAAUGUAGGCGAUUCGUCAAUGAAACCAUAAACUUCUAUGGGCGAGUGGAUCAUCUUGUAAACACCGUAAGUUUAGGACAUACAUUCUACUUCGAGGAAGUUACAGACACCACUGUCUUUCCCCAUUUGUUGGAUAUAAACUUCUGGGGGAAUGUUUAUCCAACAUAUGUUGCUCUUCCUCACCUACGUCAAACCAAUGGAAAGAUCAUUGUUAAUGCAUCAGUUGAGAGCUGGUUACCUCUGCCGAGAAUGAGUUUGUAUGCAGCAGCAAAGGCAGCUCUGGUAAACUUUUAUGAGACACUCAGAUUAGAAGUAGACCAUGAGGUAGGGAUAACAAUUGCAACUCAUGGAUGGAUAGGGAGUGAACUGACAAGAGGCAAGUUCAUGGUAGAGGAGGGUGCCGAAAUGCAAUGGAAAGAAGAAAGGGAGGUACAUGUGACCGGUGGGCCUGUGGACGAUUUUGCAAGAUUGAUUGUAGCUGGGGCUUGUCGAGGAGAUGCGUAUGUUAAGUAUCCGAGCUGGUAUGACAUCUUCCUGCUUUACCGGGUGUUUGCACCGAAGGUUCUCAAUUGGACGUUCCGCCUGAUUCUUCCAACACAUGGCGGAAGGAGGACUUCCCUUGUUGGCACUGGGAGGCCUAUUUCAGAAGGGUAUGGAAGGCCUUUGUUCGAAGGCUCGCCUCCGAGGAAACUUCCCAGCACAUUCGCCCCCCAGAGUCCCCAGCAGCUUAAAAUGGAAUGA